This is a messenger RNA of Cottoperca gobio, 1393 nucleotides long. Its product is annotated as late histone H2A.L3-like. Bases 28 to 537 code for a protein of 169 amino acids. The transcript has a single exon. Gene Ontology annotation, cellular component: nucleosome. NCBI's taxonomy places the organism in Eukaryota, Metazoa, Chordata, Actinopteri, Perciformes, Bovichtidae. Gene Ontology annotation, molecular function: protein heterodimerization activity; DNA binding; structural constituent of chromatin. The record is from RefSeq and is a predicted model, not a curated record.
AGACUUCGAAGAAUACACUGUUUGAAAAUGUCUGGACGUGGUAAAGGCGGAGGCAAAACAAGAGCGAAGGCGAAGAGCCGCUCCUCCAGAGCCGGACUCCAGUUCCCCGUGGGCCGUGUCCACAGACAUCUGAGGAAGGGUAACUACGCCCAGCGUGUCGGUGCCGGAGCCCCGGUGUACCUGGCAGCGGUGCUGGAGUACCUGACCGCUGAGAUCCUGGAGCUGGCUGGAAACGCCGCCCGUGACAACAAGAAGACCAGGAUCAUCCCCCGUCACCUGCAGCUCGCCGUCCGCAACGACGAGGAGCUGAACAAGCUGCUGGGAGGAGUGACCAUCGCUCAGGGCGGCGUGCUGCCCAACAUCCAGGCGGUGCUGCUGCCCAAGAAGGCCGAGAAGGCCUGCCAAGAAGUAAACACCCUUAACCGACUUCUGCUAAACAAAGGCUCUUUUAAGAGCCACCCACCUGCAUCUGAGAAGCGUUUCCUUUUGACAACGAAGCAUCAUUCUGUAUUAAUUAUAGUUCAGAUGUGUCACUAGCGUUACAGUAUUCUGUGUUUCAACACAUUAUGUGCCCGUUGUUUGUCUUCAGUAAUAACAUCAACACUUCACUGCUACAGGUGAAGGCUUCACAAUAUCAACCUGCUUUUAUUUAUUAGACGUGUUACACAUGUAACAAUAGUAUUAUUGGUACAAAAUCACUUACCCUUACCCAUAACUACCCUUCAAACUAGAAUUAUUUGGGAACACUAAUAUUCAGCGGAACUGACAUUUAAACAGGCAAGAGCUGUAAUGUUAUACUGCCUGUAAACUGUUUGGGUUACAUAAUGAAUCAUGUUUGAAGUUCAGGACUUAUUGCAUGUCAACAGUUAUUUUAUGCAAACAUAGAACAUUAGUGUCCAAGAUGGGAACAUGGGAAACAUUGGUUCUGAAGCUUUAAGUAUAAUCCGACAUUAAUGUUCACUGGACAUGUUACUAUUUCGUAGGAAAAACAAGUCCGAUAAAAAUACAUCAAACACAGGUUAUAUUAUUUAUUAACUUACCAUACCACAGUGAAACACUAGACAUUAGUUUAACAGGUAUGUUACUGAGCUGCAUUGUUGUACAAGCUGUAGUUUAGCUGCAAAGACUGCUGAUUAACGUUAGUUAGGCUAACGGUUGAGCAGAAGAGCCCUAUGAAGACAGCGCCACUGACGCAUGCGCACUUCUUAUCCCAGAAUUAUGACGGAAAUAGGCCUCCAUAAAAUGAGACUACACACUAAGAACAUUUAACACCUCCAUACCUGUGUAUAUAAAAACAUAGGAGCUCCCAGUGCGAGACAGAUCGCUCACUCGAUAUAUAACAAUGUAUUUAAGUUAUGUAACAAGUUCAAUAAACACUUGAUGCUCGACAUGU